Bursaphelenchus xylophilus (pine wood nematode) is the source of this 1767-nucleotide messenger RNA. The record is from the annotation of a GenBank genome assembly. Lineage: Eukaryota; Metazoa; Nematoda; Chromadorea; Rhabditida; Aphelenchoididae.
AUGGUGCUUCUGGGUGCAAUUGACCAAGGAACUUCGUCCAGUCGAUUCCUCGUCUUCGAAUCUGACACUGGAGAGUUGGUUUGCAGCCAUCAAGUAAGAAUAAAAUAAGUUUUAUCUUCUUGUCGCUCUUUUCACGUGAAUCCUAACGGAUUUGGUUUGAGAUCGAAGUCCGCCAACAAUUCCCAAACCAUGGCUGGGUGGAAAUGGAUCCCCUGGAGAUCUUGGACACCUGUACUGAGUCCAUCAACAAGUGCUGCAUCAAAUUGGAGAGCAUGGGGAUCUCAAAGGAAGAGAUAAAAUCGAUUGGAGUGGCCAAUCAACGAGAGACGACCGUAGUCUGGGACAAGGCCACAGGCCUUCCUCUGCACAAUGCCAUCGUCUGGUUGGACACUAGGACAUCUGAAUUGGCUCAAAAUACCAUCAUGAAGACUCCUACUCAGUAAGUCAUCUAUUUAUUUUUGGUCAAAAUGUACCGUAUACUUUUUUUAUGAUAUUGAUUUUUUCAGAGACAAAGAUUACUUCAAGCAGAAGACUGGUCUCCCAAUCCAUCCAUACUUCAGCGCCCUAAAACUUCGUUGGCUUCUGGAGAAUGUUCCCGAAGUUAAGGAAUGCCUUCAUAAAAAGGACCUUCUCUUUGGUACGGUAGAUUCAUGGAUCAUUUGGAAGUUGACGGGAGGUCAGGCUCAUGUUACUGACGUCACCAACGCCUCCAGAACUCUUCUGCUGGACCUUCAUAAAAGGAAAUGGAGCUCUGAAUUAUGCAACUUCUUCGAGAUACCAAUGGAAAUUCUCCCUGAAAUAAAAUCAUCGGCCGAGAUCUAUGGAUACAUGAAGGAAGGAGAUUUGGUCGGGAUACCGAUUGCUGGCUGUCUGGGGGAUCAGCAAUCCGCCAUGGUGGGGCACAAUUGUUUGAAGAAGGGAGAUGUGAAGAACACUUAUGGCACCGGUACUUUUAUGCUAUGCAACACUGGAGUUGCUCCAAUCCUCUCCAAGAAUGGACUUUUGACUACUGUAGGAUUCCAGGUGAGUGAUUAACCUUGCUGUUCUCAAUAUCAUGUAUUUUUUUAGUUUGGUCCUCAUGCACCUGUUUGCUAUGCCUUGGAGGGAUCUGGGUCCAUUGGUGGAAACGUUGUUCGCUUUCUUCGGGACAAUCUUGGAUUUAUAAAAGAGGCAAACGACGUGGAGGAGAUGGCCGGAUCAGUGAAGGACACCGAAGAUGUUUACUUUGUCCCCUGUUUCACUGGUCUUUACACUCCAUACUGGGACGCAUCUGCUCGUGGGACCAUCUGUGGACUCACCCAAUGUGCAACCAAGGCUCAUAUUGCCCGGGCUGCAUUGAAAGCGGUCACUUUUCAGACUGCCGAGAUGGUUGAGGCUGUAGAACACGACAUGGAAGACACCAAAGUUCAAACUAUUAAGGUAACAAAUCUAUGGCAAAUGAGUAUUCUAACCUGUGAGACAACACUAUAGUUAUCCUUUAAGGUUGAUGGUGGAAUGACCUCAAACAAGUUGUUUAACCAAAUGCAGGCUGAUACUCUCGGUCGGCCAAUCGUAUGCUCAAAAAUGGCUGAAAUAUCUGGGUGGGGUGCAGCCAUUGCCGGAGGACUUGGAGCUCAACAAGUAACAUUAGAAGAGUUUACCGAACAUAUCAACCAGAAAGUGGAGACCUUCUCUCCUAUAAAUGAACAUGAACAAAGGGAGAAGGAGAUGAUCAAAUGGAAAGAGGCGGUGAAGAGAGCUCGAGGAUGGGACAACAAUAAAGCAUAA